Molecule: messenger RNA, 1047 nt
Organism: Hansenula anomala
Lineage: Eukaryota; Fungi; Ascomycota; Saccharomycetes; Phaffomycetales; Wickerhamomycetaceae
Exons: 1
Coding region: 1-1047 (348 amino acids)
Source: RefSeq, a predicted model, not a curated record
AUGUUGAGAAAUUACGCAAAGAGGGUUGUUUCAGUGAGAUACAAUUCCACAAAGCCAGCAACUACUGAUAUUGAUGCGCUUUUAGAAAGAGUCAAGAAUUUGACAAAGGAUAUCAAACAGCCAUCAACUAAUCAAUAUAACGCUGGUGGUAACAGAAACAAUAACAGACAAAAUGGGAACUAUAACAGAAAUAGAGAAGGUGGUGGUCAGAAUAGAUCAAACAGACCUCAAAGAAACUUUAGAUCAGAUAGAAGAAGAGAGAGCGAAACAGUUGGUGCAGCUCCAUUGAAAGUUGGUAUCAAUGCCACUAGUAAUGUCAACAAGAGAUCAGCUGGUUCAAAUAUCGAUUCCAGUAUUGGAGAUCUAAUGGUUAGCACUCCAGGGUUCGAUGUUGGAGCUGAUGGUGCCACACAACAAACACAAAGAGUAUCUCGUGAAGGUGGAUUUAAAAGAUCCUAUGAUAACAACAGACCAAGAAGAGAUUUCAACAGCAAUAGAGAAGGUGGUAACAACUUUAGGGGAGAUGGUAGACCAGGUUUUAGAAGAAAUGUUGGAGCCCCAGGUUUAAGAGCCAAAAGUGGUAGACAAGAUAGAACACCAAGAAGAAAGAGAGAUGAAAAAAAAGCAAGACCAGAUUUUGCAUCACCAAGAGCACCAAAGAUUGAAGUCAAAGUCCCAUCAAAUAUCGAAUUAUUGGAUACUCAGUACAAACCAUCAGUUCCAACUUCAAGCACAUUAUUAGCUACAUCCCCAUUAUUAUCAAACGAUUCAAGUUCAAGAGUUUUAAGAGCUAUUCGUACUGCUUUACAAAAUCCAAAUGCUGAUCUAGGAGCAAUUGUUAAAGGUGACCUACGUGAAGUUGACAUUUCUCAAUAUUCUAAACAUUUGAAAACUGAAAAUUUGAAACAAAAUGCAACUGUUGUUGUUAAUGCAUUAAACAGAACUAAUAGAUUAGAUUAUAGUACCAAAAUGAAAAUUUUGGGUCCAUUAAUUGGUGCUUCUCCUGUUAAAGAACUGCCUUUGAGAUAUAAGGAAAUUCAGCAAUGA